AUGUCUGCCGCAGCACAGAAGCCCGCUCAGGAGGUCGCACUGCCCACCGCCACUCUCGACAAGUACAAGGCCGCGGCCGGUGUCGUCGAGAGCGUCGUCAAGCAGCUCAUCGCCAAGGCCACCGAGGGCGCCAACAUCCUCGAGCUGUGCCUCGAGGGUGACAAGCUGAUCGAGGAGGGCGUCAAGCCGCUCUACAACAAGGUCAAGGGUACCCCGAAGGGCGUUGCGUUCCCGACGACUGUCUCGGUCAACAACGUCUUGCAGCACUUUUCGCCCGUCCCGUCGGACAAGGAGGGCGCGGCUCAGACGCUCAAGAAGGACGAUGUGGUCAAGGUUGUCGUCGGAGCGCACAUUGACGGCUACCCCGUCGUUUCCGGCGAGACCUUCAUCGUCGGCGCCUCUUCGCCCAUCACCGGCACGCGCGCCAACCUCCUCCAAGCGGCCUACCAAGCAGGCGAGAUCGCCCUCCGCGCCGUCAAGCCCGGCGUGCGCAACUGGGAAGUCACCGAGGCUGUCAAGGGGCUCUUGAAGGAGUACGAGGCGAGUGGCGUCAAGGGCGUUGAGGGGGUCUUGUCGCACCAGUUCACGCAAAACAACCUCGAGGCGAAGAAGGGCCUCGUCGCGUUCCCCACCGCCGCGCAGCGAAGCGACUCGGACAACGCCUACACCUUUGAGGAGGGUGACGUCUACGGCUUGAACAUCAUCGUCACUGAUGGUGAGAGGACUCCCAAGGCGGCCGACACGUCUCGCACGACCAUCUUCUCCAAGACGCAGUCGACCUACCUGCUCAAGAUGAAGACCUCGCGCGCGACCUUCUCCGAGCUCUCGCAGAAGGCCGGCUCGUUCCCGUUCAACUUGCGCAUCAUGGAGGACGAGACGCGCGCGCGUAUGGGCGUCCGCGAGUGCGUCCAGCACAACUUGGUGCGCGGAUACGAUGUCAGCACGACCGAGAAGGCCGAGAACCUCGCCGCGCAGGUGUUCCUCACUUUCACGGUGACCAAGACGGGCGCGGCACGGCUCUCCGCCGCGCCGUCGUUCUACUCUGCCGACAAGGUCCAGAGCGACGUGCAGGUCAGCGACGCAAUCAAGGAGACGCUCGCGCGGCCUUUGAAGCCCAAGGUGCAGAAGAAGAAGAAGGAGGCGGCCAAGUGA
Messenger RNA from Rhodotorula toruloides NP11, 1152 nucleotides. Its product is annotated as proliferation-associated protein 2G4. The record is from RefSeq and is a predicted model, not a curated record. NCBI's taxonomy places the organism in Eukaryota, Fungi, Basidiomycota, Microbotryomycetes, Sporidiobolales, Sporidiobolaceae. The coding region runs from base 1 to 1152 and encodes 383 amino acids. The transcript has 6 exons.